This is a messenger RNA of Adelges cooleyi (spruce gall adelgid), 3318 nucleotides long. RefSeq names its product ubinuclein-2 (gene yem). NCBI's taxonomy places the organism in Eukaryota, Metazoa, Arthropoda, Insecta, Hemiptera, Adelgidae. Gene Ontology annotation, cellular component: nucleus. The transcript has 20 exons. Bases 130 to 3150 code for a protein of 1006 amino acids. The record is from RefSeq and is a predicted model, not a curated record.
CUGUUUUCAGUUUGUGAUUGUCGCCGAUCAUGUAUGGAAGUUAUUCGCGUAUAUGAAACAUGUGCUGGCUGUUAUGUGUUCGCCGACCGUCGAUGUUGUUAAUGUUGUGCGUCCGUCUGUCCGGUUAUAAUGUCAAAUACGUUUACUGAUGUAAAGAAAUCGGAAACCAAGUCAAACCCUCAAUAUUCGCCUACCAUCCGCAUACACGCUGACCUGUUCGAACCAACUGAAAGCAGAUAUCCCGUGUUCAACUAUCAAAAAUUGCUUCUAGAAGAAAAAAGACGACGUAGAAGAGAUCAACAGUCAAAUUCAUUUGAAGAAAAUGAUGAUCUAGUUAAAAACAUAGCUGAUCAUUUUGAACAAAAAUAUGCUUCUAAUAAUGUCAAGAAAAAGAAAAAGAAAAAAACAGCUUUCUAUAAUUACUCAGAACUUGCUGCUGGUUAUGAUGAGAAUGAUUCAUUUAUUGACAAUACUGAACUAUUCGAUGAAGUUAUGCCAGAAGAAGUUGAAACAGAACAUGGAGGUUAUUAUGUAAAUACAGGUUCUUUAGAAUUCAAAAAAGUAAAUGUAUCAGAAGAUUCUAAGGAACAAAAAUCUAGUCGACAAAAGAAUGUUAUCAAUACUGUAAUAUUAGAUGAUAGUGAUGAAAAACUGCCAAGCUUUGCUGCAACAAAUAACUCUGAUAAAGAUUCACCCCCUGAAUCAAAGGCUUCAGACACUUCUAAAGGCUUAUCAUCUAGUUCUGAAGAAGAAAAAGAAUGUAUAAAAUCAAUUGAUCAGCCAACUGUUUCUACUAAUGGAAAAACAAAAAGAAGACAGUCUUUUGAUUCUGAUAGCAACAGUUCUAUAGUACCUAUUAAAAGGAAAAGAAUUAUUACCGACAAACCAAUGCAAGAACAAAAAGUGCACGCGCCAGAGUCUAAGCCAAGUUGCUCAAAAGAUACUCAAUUGUCUUCAUCUCCAAUAGAACCUACACUUGAAAAUAAUGUAAGCACUGUCAUUGAAUCUGUGAUAACCGCAGCAUGUACUAAAGUACAUACUACUAAUCCAUCAUCAAUCAACAAUGAUAAAGUUUUAGUAGAAAUCAUUGAGUCACUUAAGACUGAAGCUCAAAUAGCAACUCAAAUGAAUCCUCCAAAAGAACUAUUCUCUGAUCAAAUGAACCUUUUAUUAUUAAGUCUUGAAUAUCAAAAAGAGUUAUUUCCUUUUGAUGCCAAUUCAAUUUAUGCAACGUUAGCUGAGCACAUGUUGUGUGACAAAGAAAAACUUGUUAAACAAGUAAUUAAGUUGGUUGAUGGAGAAGAAGCAAAAAUUUCUGAUCUUGUUAUUAGGUUAAAAAAUGCCAUUGAUAAAUUAAUGCCGUCUGUAGUUGAACAACAUAGUAUUGAUUGCCAAACAGUCAUAGAACGAAGAAAUGUGAAUGGAACUCCAGUUGAAGGAAUGAAAUUAAAACCUGGUCCAAAACUUCCCCGUCGUAAAUUUCCAUGGAAUGAUGAAUUUAGAAAUUAUCUACGAGAGAUUAUUAAUGUACGAACAACUACAUAUUCAAAAAUUAAAAGAAUAGAAUCUGUGGAUGUUUAUAUUACAGCAUUUUUAAAUAGCAAAAUAAAGCCAUUGUGGCCAGCGGGAUGGAUGAAAGUCAAUAUUCUUUUAAAAGAAAUUAAAGCCAAGGAUUUUAGGAUAAAAACUACUAGAAAACAAGCAUUACAUAACAGUCCUACUAAACUGUUAAAUGCUAUCAAAAUAGCUUCUGAACAUAAAGUAUCCCAUUCAAGUAUGACUAACAAAACACAUAAGUGGUGUAAGCAGAAAUCUAGUAAAGUUCAAGACUCGAGUAAUGAGUCGAGUUCUGUAAUAACUAGUCAUACUACUACAGUUCCUGUCCCUACAACAUCAACUCAUAAUUUUAAGCCCGUUCCGAGUUCGUCCAUUUCAGUUCCCAUAAGUACACCAAAUAAUGAUGUGUGUCCAUAUAAAGCUACUAUUACUACAACUUUAAAUGGAAAUACACAAAAAGAAACUGAGAGUAAUAGUGUUAUCGUAAAAACUAAACCACAAACUGGAGAUAUAUUGGAUUUGUCUCCAAAUAAGGCCAGCACUAUAUCGUUUGUGUUAAAUAACUUAAAAGAUGUUUCAGUGAUUAAUAAUAAUUCACCUCAAGAGAAAAACGUCUCUGGAAAACCGGACUUGCAGUGUAGCCCAAAACAAUCACCUGUUAGUGUAGUUAAUCAUUCAAUGUCGCGUAAACAAAGAUUACUUCAAGAGUUUCAUAAUGUUCCUCUAUCUGAUCAACAAAGUUCAUUGCCUAAUAGUUCUCCAUUAGAAAGGCAUUGUUCAAAAGCAAAAAAUGAAAUAGUGGUAUCGUCGUCAAACAAAUUAGAUAGUCCAAAAGUUGACAUAAAGCCUACAGCUAAGGAUAUUUUGAGCCAAAUGAUUAAUGAUUCUCUUAAAGACAACACAACGCCAUUGCAGUCUCAAUUGACAACGCCAUUUUAUAAACCUAGAGAAGAAUCAAAGUCACCUGCUUCAGUGCCAAUAAAAGUUGAAUAUCAAGAAUCUUUGCUAAGUGAUCGAAGUUCAACUAAAACCCCGUUCAAUAACAACCGGGCUUCAAGCACUGAAUUAGUUGAGAAGCAAGCACAAGACAUGAUUAAAGAAUUAUUAGUAUUAAACCAACUAUCUUCAGGAUCAUCUUGUUCAUCGCGAACCACUAGAGAAGAGGAUGUUUUUAAAAAGCACUCGCCUUCAAUUACUAUGUACUCAUCAGCCCAUAAUUUUGAUUCAGUGGUAAAUACAUCAUUAGGAGUCAUUCAUCACCCCAGCUAUAAAAAUACAUAUAACACAACCGUUAGCAGUUUUGGAAAGGCAACGACUGAUUUAACAAAAGAUACUUCAUCAAUUGGUAUACCAAAAAUGAGUUUUGGAUUUCAUGAUGUAAUUCACAAACACAUGGUGAAAACUGAAGAAACAAAUUCACUUUCAACAUCGGAUAAAUAUCAAAAACAUGGUGUUGAGCGCUACAGUAUAUUACCAAAUAGUCCUGCAACUCUUGAUAAACUCUCAUAUCAACAAUUCUAUUCUUCAUUAAAUAAAAAACCAAAUUCUGACAUGAGCCAUAACUCUUUCAAAUACAGCAAUAAUAAUAAAUAAAUUUAAUCAGAGCAGAUUGUGCAUUUUUCCGAAAUAAUAUUAGAAGAGAAGUUCAUAUUAUUGCUUAAAAUAUUUUUGUUUUGAGAGCUAUAUUGUAUCUAAAUUCGAUAUAACAUUAUAGUAAAGACUGUAUGAAGUGUUUUUUUGUAGUUUUAUCAACUUUUCUUA